UGGUAGUAGCAAUUCUCGUUAGUUACCAGAGAAACUGGUUAGUUAUUGAAAUUUAUUUAUAGGUAAACGGGAUUCUUUGAUUUUAUGGGAUCAAUGUUAUCAGGAAUAUACUUAUGGAACUAUGAAUAUAGAUACAUAAUAUGUAAAUUUGUUUUAAAAUAUCAGUUUACUCAAGUAUUUAAGUAAUCUAAAAAAUUGUUUUUAAAUGUAAAUUGAUAAUAGUGAUAGGAAAAAUUUUAUUAAGUAACUUGAACUAGAGAUAUGAAUACGUAUUUUUAAACUGAUAGCACAUUUUCCUUCUAUCUAUAUAGUAACAAUCCUCUAAUUAAAAUGGUUAACUUCACUUACAGAGGAUUAUGCGCACCAGUUUUCACUAUAUUUAAUAAAGAUUUGUCAAUAAAUACCCAAACUAUCCCAGAAUAUGCUAGAUUUUUAGCAAAAAAUGGAAUAGACGGAGUACUAGUCCAUGGAACAACUGGAGAAGGAGUAUCGAUGACAGUUGCAGAAAGAAAAGCGGUAGUUGAUGUUUGGGCUAAAGUAGUAAAAGAAACCAAACAGCAUUUGAUGGUACAAGUGGGUGGAUGUCCUUUACCGGAUGCUGUAGAAAUGGCAAAGCACGCUGAAUUGGUUGGAGCCGAUUCGAUCCUAUGUCACGCUGAACUUUUCUUUAAACCUCACACUCCGAGCGAACUCGUAGAUUAUUUGAAAUAUGUGGGCGAAGCUGCUCCUAACACUCCAUUAUUAUAUUAUCACAUACCUGGUUGGACAGGCAUCAACAUAAACAUGGAAACAUUUAUAAAUGAAGCAGUCAAAAGAAUACCAACAUUCCAAGGAAUUAAAUAUACUUCUACAGAUUUGGAAGCGGGUCUAGCAGCUCUUAAAACGAAUAAUGGGAAACAUGCCGUAUUUUUAGGAGCAGAUACCUUACUUGCCAGUGCGUUUGGUAGUGGAUUCGACUCUGCUAUUGGAACAUCCUUGAACAUGUUACCGCAAUACGCUGUUAAAAUUCUUAAAGCUGCUAAAGAAAAUAACAUCGCUGAAGCUAGAAAAUUACAACAUGUUUUAACAGAAGCUGUUAAUAUUAUCAGCAAAGACGGUGCUUGGGUGCCUACAAUGAAAGUUGCAAUGAACUUAAUAACGCCUAUCAAUGUUGGAGUAGCUAGACCACCUCUCAAAAACUUAACUGAAGCACAAAUAGAAGAUAUGAGAAAAUCAUUGAAAGAAAUACGGAUUUUGUAGAAAAAAAUAUGAUCCAUACCUUGGUUGAAUGUAAUGAGUUCUUUAAUGCUUGAAUAAAAAAUACAUAUUUA
Diorhabda carinulata is the source of this 1310-nucleotide messenger RNA. Its product is annotated as N-acetylneuraminate lyase-like. The transcript is spliced from 7 exons. Lineage: Eukaryota; Metazoa; Arthropoda; Insecta; Coleoptera; Chrysomelidae. The coding region runs from base 331 to 1239 and encodes 302 amino acids. Gene Ontology annotation, biological process: N-acetylneuraminate catabolic process. The record is from RefSeq and is a predicted model, not a curated record. Gene Ontology annotation, molecular function: 4-hydroxy-tetrahydrodipicolinate synthase activity; N-acetylneuraminate lyase activity.